AUGGCAAGUAACAUAGCUCUAGACGAAAUAACGAAUCACCUAUCACCAGCCAGCCUAACGCGAGAAUUUCAUGGUAAUUCCGUAACAGGCCAUCCAACACUACACGUUCUACAAUGGAAUACCCUUGCUCAAGGUUUAUCAAAUCCUAAAGAUAAUUUUGUACGUGUUACGAACCAAACAGUAGCAUUCGAUAAUCGUAAAUGGCGUAUACUUGAGCAAAUUGUUAUUCGUCAACCUGAUCUAUGUGCACUCGAAGAAAUCGACACAUAUACUUGUUUUCUUCAAUAUCACUUGCCAAAAUAUGGAUAUACUUGUUUUUUCACACCUAAGCCGAGCUCUCCAUGCUAUUUGUUUGGAGAUGAUUCUGAUAAUUUCAAAGGACCAGAUGGUAUUCUCCUAUGUUUUAAAACAGAAAUAUUCGAUGAAAUUCAACGGUAUCAUUAUCAAGCAAAAGAAAAUGAUUCCCAUAAAAAACCCGUAUUUUUCUCAAUGCUUGAUCUGCAUCACAAAUCAUCGUCAGCUAAUAUCAUUUUUAUUGGUACACAUUUGAAGGCUAAGAUACCAUUUGCAAAUAUACGAGCAAAACAAGCAGAAGGAAUCGUUGAAUUUUUAAAAGAAAAUCACUCAAAAAGAGCACAUAUCAUUAUUGCUGGUGAUUUUAAUGGUGAACCUCAUGAGCCGUUUUAUGAAGUCAUACGUAAUGCUGGUUUUUCGAGCGCCUAUCGAACCCUAUCAGAUGAUAAAGAACCAUUGUUUACAACAUGGAAAUUUCGAGCAAAUAAUGGAGUCGAACAAGAACAAUGCAGAACGAUUGAUUAUAUUUUCUAUAAACCAGCAGGUCUCGUUCCUGCUGCUAUUUUAAAAUUACCAAGCAAAGAAGACAUUGGUCUCAAUGGCCUUCCAUCGAGUGAAUAUCCAUCAGAUCAUUUAGCACUCGAAACAAUUUUUAACAUAAAUCUUUGA
Rotaria socialis is the source of this 963-nucleotide messenger RNA. NCBI's taxonomy places the organism in Eukaryota, Metazoa, Rotifera, Eurotatoria, Philodinida, Philodinidae. The record is from the annotation of a GenBank genome assembly.